AUGGCUGCUUACCUGCAGUGGCGCCGCUUCGUGUUCUUUGACAGGGAGACGGUGAAGGAGCCGGCCGGGCCCGACGGGGGCGGAGCGAAGCCCUUCGCCCUUCCGCCGGGCAUCACCGUCUGCGACUCGGGCAGAGGCAGCCUGGUUUUUGGGGAUAUGGAAGGUCAGAUCUGGUUCUUGCCACGCUCUCUUCAGCUUAGCAGUUUCCAGGCUUACAAGCUGAGGGUGACUCACCUGUACCAGCUGAAGCAGCACAGCAUUUUGGCGUCUGUUGGUGAAGAUGAAGAAGGCAUUAACCCCCUGGUUAAAGUCUGGAACUUAGAGAAACGAGAUGGUGGGAAUCCUCUUUGCACAAGGAUUUUCCCAGCAAUACCGGGUAACAAACCUACAGUUGUGUCCUGCAUAACUGUCCAUGAGACUCUUAACUUCAUGGCUAUCGGCUUUGCAGAUGGAAGCGUUGUGCUUACAAAAGGGGACAUCACACGAGACCGACACAGUAAGACCCAGAUCUUACAUGAAGGCAAUUACCCAGUCACUGGCCUUGCCUUCCGCCAGUCUGGGAAAAUCACCCACCUUUUUGUUGUCACCACGGAGAACAUCCAGUCCUAUAUGCUGUCGGUGAAAGAUUAUCCUCGUCUGGAGCUGGACACGCAUGGUUGCGGUUUACGCUGCUCCACGCUUAGCGACCCCUCCCAGGACCUCCAGUUCAUUGUGGCAGGAAACGAAUGUGUGUAUCUGUACCAGCCAGAUGAGCGUGGCCCCUGCUUUGCCUUUGAGGGACAGAAGUUGAUCGUUCACUGGUAUCGGGGAUACCUCGUCAUCGUUUCCAAGGACCGGAAGAGCUCUCCAAAAUCAGAGUUUGCUGGGAGCGACCCGCAGAACUCCGACAAGCAAAUCUUGAAUGUCUACGACCUGUGUAACAAGUUCAUCGCGUACAGCUCGGUCUUCGAUGACGUGGUGGAUGUCUUAGCAGAGUGGGGGUCUCUCUACGUGCUGACUAGAGAUGGGAAGAUCCAUGCGCUUCAGGAGAGGGAUACUCAGACCAAACUUGAGAUGCUGUUCAAAAAGAAUCUGUUUGAAAUGGCUAUUAACCUGGCCAAGAGUCACCACUUGGAUAGCGAUGGCUUAUCAGAGAUUUUCAGGCAAUAUGGAGAUCAUCUAUACAACAAAGGGAACCAUGAUGGAGCCAUUCAGCAGUAUAUACGAACCAUUGGGAAGCUAGAGCCAUCUUAUGUGAUCCGGAAGUUCUUAGAUGCUCAGCGUAUACACAACCUGACUGCGUACUUGCAGACACUCCACCUGCAGUCCCUUGCCAACGCAGACCACACCACCCUGCUGCUAAACUGCUACACCAAACUCAAAGACAGCUCCAAACUGGAGGAGUUCAUCAAGACCAGUGAGAGUGAGGUCCACUUUGAUGUGGAGACAGCAAUCAAGGUGCUCCGUCAAGCAGGUUACUUUUCCCAUGCUGUGUACCUGGCAGAGAAGCAUGCACACCAUGAAUGGUUCCUCAAAAUCCAGCUGGAGGACAUCAAGAAUUACCAGGAGGCAUUGCAGUACAUUGGCAAGCUGCCAUUUGACCAGGCAGAAAGUAACAUGAAGCGGUAUGGCAAAAUCCUGAUGCACCAUGUCCCCAGUGAGACCACAGAAUUGCUGAAGAUCCUAUGCACGGACUACCGGCCCACAGGAGACCGUGAAGGCUCUGGGAUGCUGGAGGGGAAAAAAGCUAAUUCUGAAGAGUUCAUUCCAGUCUUUGCAAACAACUCCCGGGAGCUCAAGGCUUUUCUGGAGCACAUGACAGAGGUGCAGUCUGACUCUCCCCAGGGCGUCUAUGACACACUGCUGGAACUUCGACUCCAGAACUGGGCACAUGAACAGGAUCUGCAGAUCAAAGAGAAGCUGCACAGCGAAGCCAUCACCCUGCUGAAGAGUGGAAGGUUCAGAACAGUUUUCCAUAAGGCUUUGGUCCUGUGUCAGAUGCACAACUUCAAGGAUGGUGUCCUCUACCUUUAUGAACAGGGCAAACUUUUUCAACAGAUCAUGCAUUAUCACAUGCAGAAUGAGCAGUACAGGAAGGUGAUUGAGGUGUGUGAGUUGUAUGGAGACCAAGAGACCUGUCUCUGGGAACAGGCCCUCAGCUAUUUUGCCCGGAAAGAAGAGGACUGCAAGGAAUACAUCACAGCAGUACUGAAGCAUAUUGAAAACAAGAACCUCAUGCCUCCACUGCUCGUUGUGCAGACUCUGGCUCAUAACUCCACGGCCACGCUGUCUGUGAUUAAAGAUUAUCUUGUCAACAAGCUGCAGAAGCAAAGCCGCCAGAUUGAGCAGGAUGAGCAGAGGAUUCAGAAAUAUCGUGAAGAGACCACAAGGAUCCGCCAGGAGAUUGAAGAGCUCAAAACCAGUCCCAAGAUCUUCCAGAAGACAAAGUGCAGCAUCUGUACAAGUGCCCUGGAGCUGCCUUCAGUCCACUUCCUGUGUGGUCAUUCCUUUCACCAGCACUGCUUUGAGAGCUACUCAGAGAGCGAUUCAGAAUGUCCCACCUGCAUGCCAGAGAACCGAAAGGUCACAGAUAUGAUCCGAGCCCAAGAACAGAAGAGAGAUCUGCAUGAUCAGUUUCAGCAUCAGCUCAAGUGCUCUAAUGAUGGCUUCUCUGUUGUUGCUGAUUACUUUGGUCGUGGGGUUUUCAACAAGCUCACUCUCAUUACGGAUCUGCCCCCAGGCAAAUCAGCCACAACUAUUGACGCUGGCCUGCAGAGGGAGCUCCUCAUACACACAAAACGCAGCACCUAGAGCCAGGCCUUCCCUGGGACGCCUCCCUUGUGGAUCUUGUACUAUACUUAUCUUGAAGACUCUGUAAAUUAGUUGCUUCUUGAUUUUUCAACCUCUGCAAUGAACUGGGAUGGAACUUGACUGGAGAGGAUCUAAAAAGAGGGCAUGAGCUAAGUGGCUAUAAAUCUCGUGUUGUUGGAAUAUGUAUGAUGCAAAGAACUGUACUUUCUGGGAGGGUUUGAGUCCAGGUCAGGGUGCAUAGCACCCUUCUGACAGCCUCACAGUGCCUUAAGCCCUGGGCACACCAACCUGUCUGCAACGCUGCAGGGCAAUCUCUGGUGUCACAUUUGCCCAGCACAAAGCCUUUUGCAGCAGGUUUCCGCUGGGCAGUAACUGAUUGUCCUGUAGGUUGGGUCAGCCAGCGUUGCAGCUAAUUAUACUAGCUUGACAGAACUGAAGGCUAUGAAAAUAACUGGGUUCCUUGCCCAAUGAUCGAGUGUUAUGUGGUGUGCUUGUGUUGGGUUUUUUGUUGGUUUGUUUUUUAAUUUGGUUGCUUGUAGACCAGAGAUGAAGUCUGGUUAUCACUGAUGGAAAAUCAGAGUUUGGGGCCAGAUGGUCUUUUAGGGGUGUAAUUGCUUCAUUUGGUUGCUCUGAGAUUAUUUUAUGUAAUGAAGAAUGGCCUAAGAGGCAUGUAGAUAGAAAUUCAACUCAAAUGUGAGUUCAGAAUUUCUCGUGGCAGCUGCUCAACCCAUGUUUCACCUGUAUUAAAAGUGACCUCACACAAA
Molecule: messenger RNA, 3554 nt
Organism: Chelonia mydas (Green sea turtle)
Lineage: Eukaryota; Metazoa; Chordata; Testudines; Cheloniidae
Gene: VPS11
Product: VPS11 core subunit of CORVET and HOPS complexes
Exons: 16
Coding region: 1-2790 (929 amino acids)
Biological process (GO): vesicle-mediated transport; vacuole organization; organelle fusion
Cellular component (GO): HOPS complex; endosome
Molecular function (GO): protein-macromolecule adaptor activity; protein binding
Source: RefSeq, a predicted model, not a curated record